This is a messenger RNA of Myripristis murdjan (pinecone soldierfish), 514 nucleotides long. RefSeq names its product ubiquinol-cytochrome c reductase, complex III subunit X (gene uqcr10). Gene Ontology annotation, biological process: mitochondrial electron transport, ubiquinol to cytochrome c. The coding region runs from base 34 to 225 and encodes 63 amino acids. The transcript has 2 exons. Gene Ontology annotation, cellular component: respiratory chain complex III. The record is from RefSeq and is a predicted model, not a curated record. NCBI's taxonomy places the organism in Eukaryota, Metazoa, Chordata, Actinopteri, Holocentriformes, Holocentridae.
GCUCCUUCCGGUCUGGCGCACUAUUCCGUCGUCAUGGCGCUGGCAAAGUCUGUCUACAAUCUGCUCUUCAGGAGAACGUCAACGUUCGCUAUAACCAUCAUGGUUGGAGCAGUCUUCUUUGAACGGAUGUUUGACCAAGGAGGCGAUGCUAUUUUCGAGCAGAUGAACCGGGGGAAACUGUGGAAGCACAUCAAACACAACUACGAGAACAAGGACGAGGAGUAGGGCGCGGCCUCAGGUCCUGGCAGAUAUGAAAUGAUUCCCACACUUCAUGUUCCAUUCUUCAUGGACUCCACACCUGAGUGUCGACCAACACUGGACAUUGUUCUGAGAGUCAAGCCAAGGCUGGCUGCGGGCUACCAGAAAUCCUGUGGGAAUUAAAGACUGGUCACAGCAUGGAGAUGGAGUAUUCGUCCCUGUCAACUUGUCCUCUUCCCUGUCAUUGCCUGCGAUGUCCUCCUUUCCCUUGCAACCUGUACAUGACUCAUUAAAUUAAACAAACGUGUUAAUGUCA